CCUCUGGGAGCACAAUUUAGUUGCCAGUCUGAAUUCGAACGCGUAGCACAUCGGUCGGAAGUAAAAAAAAAAAGCGAAGAAUGGAGAAGAACUUGCCCUAUGACCAUCACCACCAGCAGCCCGUGCCACAGGCACCGCCCAGUUAUGACAACACCCAGCCGGGUUAUCCGAAUUUGAACCAGCCACAGCCGGUGAUUUUGACACAACCUCAGGUUAUGCAAGCACCCCCUAAUGUGUUGGGUGGUGUUCCAUCUAUGGCCACGUGUCCGAGUUGCGGAGUUCGUAGGCAAACGAAGGUGGAAUUCGAGCCAAGUACCAAGACCCAUUUGCUGGCCCUUCUUAUUUGUAUGCUGGGGGGCAUUUGCUGCUGCUGCAUUCCAUACUGCACCGACUCCUGCCAAUCGGCUAAACACACCUGUGGCAGCUGUGGAGCCUAUGUCGGAACAUACAAGAACUAGGGAUCCUCUUCAAACCCCGAAAUAUCGAAAAGAAUUCGACCUUCAUCUGAAAGAAUCCCAAAAAAAAAAAUGUAUUCCCAAAGGGCUUUUGCCUUUUCUUAACCCUGAAAAUAUUGUAAAACGCUAAAAUAAAUGAAUAACUUGUUACUACUA
Molecule: messenger RNA, 611 nt
Organism: Drosophila gunungcola (fruit fly)
Lineage: Eukaryota; Metazoa; Arthropoda; Insecta; Diptera; Drosophilidae
Product: lipopolysaccharide-induced tumor necrosis factor-alpha factor homolog
Exons: 3
Coding region: 81-458 (125 amino acids)
Molecular function (GO): zinc ion binding
Source: RefSeq, a predicted model, not a curated record